AUGGCGCCGCCGGUCACGACAAGGAAGCCUGCCGUCUCAGACUCGCGCGGCGCCGGCAAGAAGUGGAAGGCCCCAGAUGUCGUCGUUCUCCGGGACAUUGAUCUUGAGAGGGUGGUCUUGACGGGCGAAACGGAUGGCAAGAUUCUGUUCGGCAGUGAUUGCGCGGGCAUCGACAUUGCUAAGCUCGCCUUGGAGUUGCUCGGCAUUGGCAACUCCAUUGUGCACGUGUUCGCAUCGGAAAUUGACUUCGCCACGCGCAAGGUUAUCAUUGCCAGCCACCCCGACUUGUGCGUGCUCUAUGGAGACAUAACCACCCGCGAUAACGCGGCGGUCCCGCGGGUGGACUUGUACAUCAUCGGAUUCCCUUGCCAGCCAUUCUCUGUGCAGGGCAUCCACGCGGGGAUUGCAGAUCCUCAAGGCCGAGGCAUCGUGGUGUUUUUCGCCCUAAACUACAUCCAGACCAAGCUACCGACGGUGUUCAUCUUGGAGAACGUUGAGGCCCUGACUCACCAGAGGUUCCAGGAGGAGCUGAAUGCCAUCUUGAACUUUCUCGUCAGCCUCAAAGGCCCCGACGGUACCCCCGCGUACACUGUGAGCAUGUCCGUCCUCGACACGUUGAAAGUCGGUGGCUUGCCGCAAUCACGGCGCCGAUUGUACAUCACAGGAGCGCUGUCCAAGAAGUCCAAUGUGCACACGAGUUGGCCGAGCGAGAUCCCAUGCACGCCAAUCGAACAGAUCUUGGACAAGCAUUCGGACAAGCUCGGCACCUUGCCAGUCCAUGACUACCAGAUCCACAACUUCACCCGCCUGGUGGACAAACUGUCUCAACAUCAAGACAUAUUCGCCAAGACCAACAUGCUCAUCGCCGAGCUUGACUGCGGCAAGACCAGGUCGCCGCAAUACGGCUGGGGGUACGCUCCGUGUUUGACGCGCAACCGGUCUGGCGGUGGGGGCUUCUGGAUCUUUGCCAAGCACCGAUUCAUGACGCUGAACGAGCUCGAGCGCCUUCAAGGGAUCCCCCCGGGCCGCAUCAACUACGAGAACGCGUGCAGUCCCCGCCAGUACGCUCAGAUGAUCGGGAAUGCAUUCUCUGUCAGCGUCGUCGGCCGCCUCACGAGAAACCUUCUUGUGCAGGCUGGUUUUUUCAAGCGGCUCGCUGACCCGUGGCGGAGAGGCAGCAGUUCUGCAUGA
Messenger RNA from Prorocentrum cordatum, 1191 nucleotides. The record is from the annotation of a GenBank genome assembly. Lineage: Eukaryota; Dinophyceae; Prorocentrales; Prorocentraceae.